ACGGAAUUCAAUGAAUAACCGAGCGUCCGAGAGUCCGGAUGCCUCGCAAGUGAGCUUCGUCGCCAUGAACACCUUGGUCGUUGCCCUUUUCGCCUUGACGGCGUCCGCCUCGGCCCAAGUGGAGGCGCCGGCACCUCCGAUGCCAACUCACGAUCAAUCACCGGAGACGAAUCUGGGUGGCAUUUCUGGUUCGGAGCCCCGAACAGCGAACGACAUUUUCCAGCGGGUCGAAGGCUCGAAAAGGCUCGAAAUGGCAGCGCCUCCCGUAGCCAUCGUUAGCCAAUCCCAAGAGAUAAAUCCGGAUGGCAAUUUCCAUUCGAAGUUCGAAACAGCGAACGGCAUUCUCCAAGAGAUUGAGGGCUCGGUUAAAAAACUGGAAAAUGGCACCACGAUCGAAGUCAUCGAGGGUAGCGUUUCAUGGAAGGCGCCCGAUGGCGUAGUCUACAAUUUCACCUACAUCGCGGAUGAGAAUGGAUACCGGCCCCAGGGUGAUUUUUUACCAACACCACCCGCACCUCAAGUUCGGUCUGAACGUAGAGUCUAAUCGUCGGGAAAUCUACGGGGAUGCUCGACACGUUUUUUUUCUAUCAAACUUAUUAUCACUUACGCAACGAUGGCCAAAGGCGGUUUGUCCUGUUAAUUAACACGUCGUUUCAUUAAUUAUUUGGUAAACAACGGUCAGGAAGAUCCAGGUCAAGUCUCUGGUGCCUCUGAUCGAAAUGAUAUCAGCAAUAGUUCCGAUAUGUUGGGUUUUUAUGGAAAUCAGUCACGUGGAACGUUAGGCGUAAUUAGGAGGUUUCGUGUAAUUACCAUCAUCCACGACUACUCGGGACGGUCCUUGGCUCUGUUUAACGAACUUUCACCGGGGUGGCACUCUUGGGAUAUUCAUUUUGUUAGUUUCAGCGUGUUCGGGUUACCCGUGGUCCAAUCAGUUGCAUCUACUCGUCGAUUAGUGAACGCUCAGCUUUAAGAAAAGGGAAUCACCCCCUUCCGAUGCAAUUCAUUAUCCGCCCACCACGUAUCGAUCUAGCAUCGUAUCUGCGAACGCGAAACAUCCAAAAUCCAGAUCCUUUCCUCCUCUUUAUUAAAAAUUUUUUUCUCCAAUCGUUCACUCCACCUAACAAUCUUUGCAACUUUUUAAUUAAAUACCCGAAGGCUGCCGAUGAGCUCACUCGUUAAUAGAACUUUAGCGCAAUUGUUUGUUGCGGCGUUUCAUCAGUCAAUUCAUUAGUGGAUUGAUCGGUUGUCGAAAGUCGCGUCCGCGAAUUUUAUGAUAGACCUGACGGCUCUUUUCUUUCUCAUGCCGCAACUGAAAAUACAGUUCUCUGCGCGGUUUUUAAUUUUCCAACUACCCCGUAGGUGACACACGCACUCCUUGUCAGAUAUAUAAAAAGUCCAUCGAGAUUAGGAUAUUUCACAACACUAUAGGUGUGCGAAGUUGGGCGACAGAGUGAUGGGCGUGGUAUUUGUGGUAUUGUCUUUGAAAUUUAUUGCGGCAAUAGUCCUAAUUCUCGUCCCCGUUAGACGGUAAUCAUGUGCAGGUCUUGCGAUCCGUUACCCGUUAGUUCUAUUAUUAUUAGAUCGUCGCGUGAUCCAUAGAUCAUAGCGACUGCCCACCACAUUUCGAUCACGCCUCUGCAAAGCAGAAACCUUCGGAUGCGGCGUACAAUCGAUACGCGGAUUGUUGGAACGACACGUACAUCGCGUGAACUUUCCGUUUCAAUUGCAAAUGUGACAGCGAUCGUUUUUUUUUUUCGAAGUUAUCAAUUCUUACUUUUAUCCCGUGUUUUGCAAUUAACGAUUAUAAUAUUCUUCCUGGUUUUAUCAUUGCAUUGGCAUAAUACGUGGGUAUACAUGUAAUAGUUGAUAAGUAUUAUUGCAAAUAAAUAUAUAUACAUAUGCACGCAUAUUAAAGAGUUCGGCAAAUAAAUCUUUUUCUCUUUUGAAAGGCGUGUAGCGUCCAUUAGCCUUGUGCAAAGUGUCAUAAUUACCAUGCUUUUAUCUAGAUGUAAUAAAUAGUGAAAAUUUACUUUCUCAUAAUAGAAAUAAUAAACGCGUCUUCUCUAAUCAGCGUCACGUUAAGAUAAUGUAUCUAAUAUACACCGACAAAUGCCUUACACGAAGAAGUCCCGGUAAUGUGCUUUUGAUUGAUGACACGAAUCGUCACGUUCAAUUCAGGAAAUUAUUACUCUAUCACCGGUCGCGGAUUCUCUCAGCAUUGACAUUAUACGGGUGUCAGUGAGAGUUGAGAAAGAAAUAGGAAAAAAUCAUAAAGAUAAACCGGAUUCAACUAUCGCGAAAUUUUCAAUCGAUACUACUCAACUUUCAUUGAUUACAAGUUCCUCGAAAUUUUUGGAAAUUAGAUUGUAGAAAUAAAGGCGGAAAAUCAUUACACCUCAAAUUCCACGAAAAUUGACGGUCGUAAAUCGUGGGUUGGGCUCCAACUGAAAUGUAUACCUAAAAUAAAAGAAAGAAUAAAAUACGACCUGUCUUUUCGUUGAUUACAGGAGCGGCUUGUUUCAUUAUUAUGGGGAUAUCUGGUUCAGUUUCUCAUCGUUUCUAGAAAUAAAAAAAAAAAAAAGUCGAACCGUACGCAAUCAAGUGCGAGAAACUCAGCUGGGAAGCGUCUCAACGCAAUCGAAACGUCUGCAAGGGUUUCAGAAAAUCAUCUUUCUUGUUACUAUUUUAUUAUUUUGACCUUAUUCGCUUUUUCAUCUCGCUUAAUCAUCGAUAUUUUC
Molecule: messenger RNA, 2738 nt
Organism: Athalia rosae (coleseed sawfly)
Lineage: Eukaryota; Metazoa; Arthropoda; Insecta; Hymenoptera; Athaliidae
Product: pupal cuticle protein 27-like
Exons: 2
Coding region: 11-544 (177 amino acids)
Cellular component (GO): chitin-based extracellular matrix
Molecular function (GO): structural constituent of chitin-based larval cuticle
Source: RefSeq, a predicted model, not a curated record